Cylicocyclus nassatus is the source of this 3015-nucleotide messenger RNA. NCBI's taxonomy places the organism in Eukaryota, Metazoa, Nematoda, Chromadorea, Rhabditida, Strongylidae. The record is from the annotation of a GenBank genome assembly.
GAUUUGAUCUGGAACUGCCGGAGAGGGAAUUCUUCCUUUUUUAUUCUCCUCCAGAGCGGUUGGUGCUUCUUCAUUUUUUGAUAGUGAAGAUAGGGGCUCUUAUUUGCAUCUGCUUGCCUUGGAAAGCUGGAUUUGUUGAUGAAGCAAAACCGAUAUCUUCGGUGCGUCGGCCUUUAUCACUCAAUCCAUCGCGGCCUUGCUGUCUCUGUAUUAAUGUUGUUUGAAGAAAGGAGCCGUCAUGGCUUUUUACGACGCUGAUCUUGAUAUGCCGGUUGUUUGCAGUGCACAGGUGCCGCAACGGCGUCGGCGUUCUGUUCGUUGACUGACUAGAAUGUUUGCGAACUUUGACUGAAGCGACGUCUGAUUGCUUUUAGCGGAAGAAUCUCUGUACUUCAAGUUAUUAAUCAGUAAUCUAGUCCCGCCCAACCAUUCCAGUGUCCCAUUAGUUGAAAUUGUGGCCUGGCGAUGUUUUCUGAGUUGUUGAUGCAGUCUCCAACACUUGUGACCUCCAGACAACUUCGCCAGAUAUCGCAUGACUAUCGCCGUUGCCACGGCGUUUACGUUUGGAUCCUAUCGCUAAUGUGUCUAGCGAAUGACUAAAUUGUUUUGAUUGCAAAUCUACUAAUAUAGAUUCUUUCUACAUUAGUAUAUUUGUUUGUUACUCAGAACGAUUUAUUCAUUCACUUGGCGUUUCAAAGGUUCUCUUUCACAUUUUUUUCGCGUAUCGACAAUGCACAAUCCUCGCUCUGUGAUAAUUUUUGUAGAGUUCUUGGCUUCUCUGCGGCUUAGCCAUCAUGAGCAACAGUAUGUUUGUAUAACCUUGCACCUAUUCAGAGUACUGCACCAUUAUUGAGACAUUCUCUUGAAUAAUCUGUGCAUCUUGACCAUUUUAUGCGAGAGCCAAACUUAGUUACUUUGUAGCUCUUUCCCAUUAGGCAUUGCUGAGAGUUUUCGGGCUGGAUGACUUGCUCAUCUGCAUCUUUUUUUUUCGUUACGCCGAUAUAGGACCGGCCAUACUAUUCCUGUGAUUCCUGCAAUCAAUGCGAUUCUCGUGAUUGCUGCGGCUCCCGUAGCAAUGUAUAUUGCGAAGAAAACAAUGUAUACUGAAUUUCGGAGAGCUAUCCGUAGUGCGGCACAUCGGCAGUCGAAGAAUCACAAGAAUUGUAGGAUUGACAGGAAACGCAAAUCACCUGCUGGGAUAGUAUGGCCGGUCUCUAUGAUUUCAGAAUUCACAGAAUAUCAUCCUCUAGUUACCUCAUCAGCUGCGUUCAAGGAUGUUGCUCAUCUAGUUGUCAAAACUGAACUGAUGAACUUGAAAAUCAGCUGAGCCGUUGCACGCUUAGUUUGAGAAAAACUCCCAUUUGCUUGUCAUUUGCCGCUAAUCCUUCAUCUAUGUUCCUAUUAUAUUUCGACCGUUCGUCCAUAAUUCCCUUGUAAUGCGACGUGUUCGUUUAUUAAAGCUUGAUAUAGACAUCUCUGAAUUCUGCUUUUUUUCAGCCCGGUACAUCGUGUAUCUUUCCUUCCUCAGGUAAAUAUGGAAAACCAGCAGCAACCGUCUACAACGUCGCUCUGCCGGAACGGGUGUGGAUUCUUUGGUUCACAGGCAAACGAAGGUCUGUGUUCAAAGUGCUUCAAAGAUUCGAUCAAACGUAAUCAAGAUACUGCCAGAUUAUCUCCUACUGUUCCAAUGCCUAUUGCUGCUUCUUCCUCUACUGUGAUGUCCGACUGCCCAAUGUCUGAACCUCCUGCACAGACCUGCGCACAAGCAGCCCACGCUGCUAGUGAAGUAACUGCCAAGUUGGAAAGCGCAGAGGCAAUCGCUGCUGCAAGUCAGCCAGAAUCCAGUUCUGUGGCAAAUGUGGAGUCUACAACAGCCCCUGUAGAAGCUCCAGUUCCCAUGAAGAAACCUAAUCGUUGCCAAAUGUGUAAGAAAAGGGUCGGCCUUACUGGUUUUACGUGUCGUUGCGGCGGACUAUACUGUGGUGAACAUCGUUACGAUCAGGCGCAUAACUGUUCAUUCGACUACAAGACGAUGGAGCGCGAAGAGAUCCGUAAAAACAAUCCCGUCGUUGUGUCAGACAAGAUUCAGCGAAUCUAGGCCACAUGGCUUCAUCUACCCCGUGAAUAAGUUUCUCCCUUUUCAUCCUUUUCGUUCGGUCCCCGUCGUCACGAAGAAAAUUUUUGUGUUUCUUUUUCUUCAUUUCGUUUUCGUGUGUCCUCCUCGAAGUUGCGGUGCGGCCAUCUAGUAUAACUGGUUCGUUGUGUCGUAACUUGCCAACACUCAGUCAUUAUACCCGAUUCUCUCUAUAAUGGAAAGUUUUUUGGUGAAUAAGUGUGUACCCCUUAGAGAAUAUUAUGGGUCGGGCCACUCUAUUUUCUAUGUGCUAAUGCAUUCAUCAAGUCCGUCCAACUGAUACGUAUUCUGUUUUCCUUAGGCUUUUGGAUAUUUUUGUCUCCCCCGACCUCCGAGUUCUCUCCAGGGGACCGCCGCACACGCUCUUAGCCUCUGUGAUCCGAAUGGUCUUUGUUACUGCUUGCUAGGUCGUUUUCGUUUAUUUUUCUUUUCGGUAUGUGUCUAAACAUUUGCGCGAUUGAUCAGAAGUCUAUAUUUUCCCGAAUCACCACCAUAUUUCCUCCGUCUGUCGUUGUUAUGUAGUCAGGACGCGCGCCCAGUUGCGCGAAAGGCGCGCCGCCCGCAAUUGCCUUGUGUAUUGAUUUAUUGAUUUGUUGCUUGGUUAACCUAGUUGUGUUGGAAGCAGAAAUAAGAAACUCUUGAGCUCUCUAUAUUUGAAGUCAUAGCCGUUUCGUGGUUGCUACUGUUGGUUAGGUACUGAAUAUACACAGGCCCACAACAUGCGCAUCUGCUAGCGGUAUGGGAAUCGCCUUCCACUCCACUCCUUCUUGUGUCCUCCUCAUCACAUACCUAGGUAUAUCUAUUCUUCCUAAGAAGGCUGUAAAUAGUAUGUAAUGAAUCGUGAAUGAUUUUGCAAAUAAACGGCUGUGUGACGAUCCCAU